ACAACAUCAAACAUUGAUCACUAUGACAGAUCCUCAAUCUAACUUUUUUGAUGAAUGGUUCAACUUCAUGCUCCUCCACCCUCAUAAUCAUAAUCAUAAUCAAUACUCUUCUUCUUCUUCUUCUAGUCAACAAACCAAUAACAUGUUUGAUAUUCAAUCUCAUAAUCAACCCUCAUCAUCUCCCUUAACCAUAAAUCCUCCUUCUCCUCCUCUUAGAGAAGCUCUUCCUCUCAUUAACAAAUUAAGUCUCAUAAAUCAUAAUCAUCAACAACAACAACAAAAUGAACCCUCAAACACAACAAUAGAACAAGAAGAAUACAAAAGAAUAUUGGAAAGGCAUGGUGAUGACGAUGUUGGUGAUGAAAGUGUUACUUUUUCCCUACAAAUAGGCCUUCCUAGAAUGAAUAGUAGUUCUUCUUCUUCUGAUCUUGGAACAAGGAUGGUCUCAAAUUGUAUACAAAUGGCUGAAAAAGAAGAAACUAAUAUGAUUUCUGAAAACCCUUUAGAUAAAUUGAACAAGGGUCAGUAUUGGAUUCCAACACCUUCUCAAAUUCUCAUUGGUCCUACACAAUUUUCAUGUCCUGUGUGCUCUAAAACUUUCAAUAGAUACAACAAUCUUCAGAUGCAUAUGUGGGGACAUGGAUCUCAAUACAGAAAAGGACCAGAUUCUCUAAAAGGAACACAACCAACAGCAAUGUUAAGGCUUCCAUGUUUUUGUUGUGCACAAGGUUGCAAGCACAACAUUGAUCACCCUAGAGCAAAGCCUCUUAAAGAUUUUAGAACUCUUCAAACACAUUAUAAGAGAAAGCAUGGUAUUAAACCUUAUUUGUGUAGAAAAUGUGGCAAAUCAUUUGCAGUGAAAGGUGAUUGGAGAACACAUGAGAAGAAUUGUGGCAAAAUAUGGUAUUGUUUAUGUGGUUCAGAUUUUAAACAUAAAAGGUCCCUUAAAGAUCAUAUUAAAGCUUUUGGUUACGGUCAUGGUGCUUUUGGUAUUGAUUGCUUGCAAGAAGAAGAUGAAGCUGGUUCAGAAAUUGAACAUGACGGUGGAAGUUCAAUGUGAAAAAAGUUGAUGUGAUGGAUUCUUAUCCAGAUUCACAUACAUUCUACAAAGCGCGAAUACAGGUCGAGAUAAUAAUUUGAAAAAAUAAAAUAAUUAAAUGUAAUCAAAUGUGUCGAUGUCGAACACCGACACAUGUUAAAUACUGAACACGUUCAAUCUGAUAUGUGAGUGCUAUAUAUAUAUAUAGCAUAUAUGUAAUAAUUAUGUUGUAUAUAUAAAUGAGUUUCUUUGUUUGUUGAUGUUUUUGUUGUGUUUCUUGUUUAUACUUUAUGAUGUAGUACUCAUCAACUUCAA
This is a messenger RNA of Trifolium pratense (red clover), 1354 nucleotides long. Its product is annotated as zinc finger protein WIP2-like. The transcript has 2 exons. NCBI's taxonomy places the organism in Eukaryota, Viridiplantae, Streptophyta, Magnoliopsida, Fabales, Fabaceae. Gene Ontology annotation, molecular function: DNA-binding transcription factor activity. Gene Ontology annotation, biological process: regulation of gene expression; anatomical structure development. The coding region runs from base 23 to 1060 and encodes 345 amino acids. The record is from RefSeq and is a predicted model, not a curated record. Gene Ontology annotation, cellular component: nucleus.